AUUGUGCAGGGGUUAAGCUGGACUAAUUGAGCAGGAGAUAGACAGGGGAAGUUUGUGUGUGUGUUCAUAAGAAUAGAUUUGUGGCAAAUUGGAGAUAAUAGGCUGAGGCAGCUCUUUGGGGUCUUCUGGUGCAGUUUUGUGGAAACUGAAGCAGCAGGGAGGAAUACGAGUGACAGGAUCAAGGUGAAGGUCAUUGCUCCAGGCUGGUUGAAACUGAAAGGACAAUAUGGCAGCAAAUGAAGAGGAAAUUGUAAUGACCCCAUCCAAAAAGGGGAAGGCCACCAGAAUAAAGAUAGAGAGAAAGCGGAGGAAAGAGCUGGACCCCACCCAGAUAGCUCAUGAGGCUGGAGGGCAGCAUAAAGGACUCGUGGUGGGAAAGGACAUUGGAGAAGACAAAGAUGACGCAUCCCCGCAGUUACAGCUAGAGUUCAAGUGUUGGUUAGAAGAUGCCAAAUCUGGAAUGCACAUACCAGAAGGCCGCCUGAUCAAGUUCUGGUUCGUAGAUACUGCGUCGUACCUAGAUCGUGUAACCACAGCCUAUGAAUUUUUCAGGGAUUUAGUUCAGCCGCAUGAUUUCCCCAGAGAUUAUGUGGGUUUUAUCAAGAAAUGCAUGAAACUGAUGCAGAACCCCAUGUAUUCACAAGCUAGGAAAGUGGACAUUGAGUUAAAGCCGCUGGACGAGGAAGAGGCACCAAUGUCUCCAGGCGGAGAAUUUCUAGUAGAAGUAGGACAAGGUUUACAGAAAGUUGACAAGAGGUCGGAUGAGGAGAUUGCCAGGGAGAAGGUUCUCACCACACUAGAGACCGCCUAUCCCAAUGUACUGUCUGUGGAUGACAUUGUACAGAUGACUAGUGUGGACACUGGCCUGGUAUCCAUGGUGCUGGACGAGCUGAAGACCAAGAGCCUGAUUGUCCAGAUGGACCAGGGAAGCUGGAUGAGACAGGUGCACAAGGAUGCCAAGACAGAGGUGAAGGUUGUCAAACAAAUGCCCAUAAUUCAGCGGGCCCAGCAGCCUACCAUAGCCAUCAUCACCUCCAACUACUACGAGAAGAUUGCCGUGGACUCCAUGAUGGAGGAGAAGACCACGUUCAUGAGAUAUAAGGGCACUGGAGGUGAAUCCAAUGUAUACACACUAGGCUAUAUAGGGGAACACAGAGUUGUGUCCACCAAACUGCCCAUGAUUGGUCACUCCAGAGCGGCAAAAAUAUCCACUGGUAAUACCACCACCAGGUUGUUAGGUAAGAAUGAAAGUGAACUGGUUUCCUGAGUGGUUUCAGCUCAG
Lingula anatina is the source of this 1282-nucleotide messenger RNA. RefSeq lists its product as uncharacterized. Gene Ontology annotation, molecular function: catalytic activity. Lineage: Eukaryota; Metazoa; Brachiopoda; Lingulata; Lingulida; Lingulidae. The record is from RefSeq and is a predicted model, not a curated record. Gene Ontology annotation, biological process: nucleoside metabolic process.